This is a messenger RNA of Entamoeba dispar SAW760, 1181 nucleotides long. RefSeq lists its product as uncharacterized. The annotation marks the transcript as partial. Lineage: Eukaryota; Evosea; Mastigamoebida; Endamoebidae. The transcript has a single exon. The record is from RefSeq and is a predicted model, not a curated record.
ACAUCAAUAAUAAUAAAUGUAUAGAAUGUUCAAAAUCAGAAAUAUGUCAAACAAAUGAUAUUGAAAUAAAAUGUAAAUAUGAAGAAUAUUUAGAUAAUAAUAAAUGUAUAAAUAAAACAUGUGAAGAAGAUAUGAUAAAAGAUCAAAAUGGAAAAUGUAAUAAUAAUAAUAAUAUUCAGAAUUGUUUAAAUAAAUCAUAUGUUAAUGGAAAAUGUGUUGAAUGUUUAAAUACAUAUUCACCUAAUUUGAAGGGAGAAUGUAUUAAUACAAAAAUAGAAUAUUGUGAAGAACAAAAUAUAUAUGGAUGUAAAAGAUGUAAAGAAGGAUAUUAUUUAACAAAAGAAAUGAAAUGUUUAAAAUGUGAUGAUAAAUGUGAAACAUGUUAUGGAACAUCUACAUAUUGUAUGAGUUGUUCUAAUGAUAAAUAUUUAAGAAAUGAUAAAACAUGUCAAUCAAAUGAAGAAUUAAAUGGAACAUGUUUACAAAUAUUAGCAGAUGGAAGUGGAUGUGGAAUAUGUAAGAAUGGAUAUUAUAGAAAUGGGAAAGGAUGUUCAAAAUGUGGAAAAGAAUGUUUAACAUGUAAUCAAAAAGAUAAAUGUAUAAUAUGUGGAGAAGGAUAUUUUAUGAGUUCAACAGGAAUAUGUAAAUCAACAACAACAAUUAAAGGAUGUAAAGGAGAAAUAGAUAAAGAAUAUGGAUGUAGAGAAUGUUUAACAGGAUAUUAUUUAAUAAAUAAAGAAUGUUCAAAAUGUGGAAAUAAAUGUAUAACAUGUUUAAAUGAGAAAGAAUGUAAUAAAUGUGAAGAAGAAUAUAUAAUAAUAAAUAAAGAAUGUAUUCAUUAUUCAAAUAUUAAUAAAUGUAAAGAAACAAAAAAUAAUAAAUGUUCAAAAUGUUCAUUUUGGUAUGGAAUCAAUGAAGAAGGAACAAAAUGUAAUAAAGAAAUCGUAUGGUGGAUGAUAAUGAUAAUUAUCAUCAUUAUACUUAUUAUCAUCAUUAUAAUAAUUAUAAUUAUAAUAAUAAUGAUUAAUUACAUUAUAACACGCAAAGAAAAGAAAGAACAAGAGAAAACAACAACAAUAUUUAAAAUUUCACAAUCAAAUAUCAAAUUUAUAUCACUUGGAGAUGGAAUCAUAACAAAUAAAAAAGAAAUAGAAAUCGGAGAAGGAGAAGAAAUGAAGUAA